Menidia menidia (Atlantic silverside) is the source of this 5129-nucleotide messenger RNA. The record is from the annotation of a GenBank genome assembly. Lineage: Eukaryota; Metazoa; Chordata; Actinopteri; Atheriniformes; Atherinopsidae.
AUCUUUAUUACAAUGGCGGCCUACAAAUUAGUCCUGAUUCGCCACGGAGAGAGCAACUGGAACCAGGAGAAUCGCUUCUGCGGCUGGUUUGAUGCAGACUUGAGCGAAACUGGGGAAAAGGAAGCGAAAAGAGGAGGACAGGCCCUGAAAGAUGCUGGCUUUGAGUUUGACAUUUGCUACACCUCUGUCCUGAAGCGGGCCAUCAGGACCCUGUGGCACGUAUUGGACAGCAUUGACCAAAUGUGGGUCCCAGUGCAUCGAACCUGGAGGCUGAACGAACGCCACUACGGAGGCCUGACGGGGCUGAACAAGGCCGAGACGGCUGCCAAACACGGGGAAGCUCAAGUGAAGAUCUGGAGGCGCUCAUUUGACAUUCCGCCUCCUUCUAUGGGUCCAGACCAUGACUACUACACUAUCAUCUCCAAGGAUCGUCGUUAUGCAGGCCUGACGGAGGACCAGCUGCCAUCCUGUGAGAGUCUGAAGGACACCAUAGCUAGAGCGCUGCCCUUCUGGAAUGAGGAGAUAGCCCCUCAGAUCAAACAGGGAAAGCGGGUGCUCAUCGCUGCCCAUGGAAACAGCCUCAGGGGGAUUGUCAAGCACCUGGAGGGAAUGACCGAUGAAGCCAUCAUGGAGCUGAACCUGCCAACAGGCAUCCCGAUCCUUUACGAGCUUGAUAAGAACCUAAAGCCAGUGAAGCCCAUGCAGUUCCUGGGAGAUGAGGAGACUGUACGCAAAGCCAUGGAGGCUGUUGCUGCUCAGGGCAAGGCCAAGAACACCUUUGCAGAAUACCUCUCUCCAAAGACUAAAGGAAUGGACCUUGAAUUUAAUCAGGAUUCCCCACAUUUUAAAUCUUAUGCCCAGGAGACACCAAUGAAACCCUCUCAAGUACCUAACCUGCUUUCUCAUCCUCCACCCAGAAGAGCAUUGCCACUUCUGACUCCUGAGCAGUCCAACAAGGACAGAGACAGCCCACAGUUGCACCCUACACAUUCAGGGUGUGCGCCAAAUAACAGUGCUAUCUACGAUUCUCUUGUGAAUUCUCUUGUGAAGGACAGAGUGGGUCCUAACAAGCACUUUGUUCAGCUGGCUUUAAGUAGCCCAACUAACACUGGGCAAGCAGGAUAUAGCCCUCAAGCCACGACUAAAGAAAGACCAGGCUCUCUGCAGCAAUUGGGGCCAACACAUUUUUCCUCAUCUCACAUUAUUCAAGCAAGUCAAACCAACAAUUAUACCUCAAAAGAUAGACCUGCAGAUUCUUUUAUAUUUCAUAAAACAUCUUCUCAAUUAAUUAAGAAUUUAAACCACACCCCAUCCCAUAAUUUCUUGAGAGAUCAAGGCACUGAGUCCAAGGUCAUGCCUUAUAACUCUGGAUACAGCAAUGCAACAUCAGAAAGACCAGAACUGAAUAAGAGUCAGCAAGAGCAACCCGAGGAAACACCUUCAGCUGCAAAAAUCAUGCUUCAUCAAGAAAGGAAUUUGUAUUGCACACCAGAGAAAAGGCACACAGAGUUGGAGCACUCGGAUGAAAUUUCCAUGAAGCCAUGCGCUCAGGGUGCAAACCCUGGAAAAACACAGACAAACAAACCCGUCCCGAACAUCUCCCCUGUGCCAUCAUCUAAGGAUUCUUCAGUAUGGGAAUUAUCUCCCAAGACAACGGACAGCCUUCUGCUUCUAGAGCUGGCCUGUGGACAAUCCACUCACUCAGAGAUAUCAUCCACGAUAAAGUCCACCCAAUCACCCGGCGCAUUGUUAUCUAAACAUUGUGAUAAGAGAGUGCCCUCAGUUGGGACAAAGCAAGCCUAUGUAGACUUUUCUCACAAGAAUGUAGUAAGGCUAAGUGCACUUUCAAAGUCCAGUGAGGAAAGUGUGAAAAAAAGAAAUGAGGAAAACCUGAAAAGAGACAAAUCAAGCAACUCAUCAACUCAUCAGAAGGACAGUAGUAGAUCACCUUUUGUUUCAAUAAGCCCCUCCUGUGGUCUUACCUCCCCUAGUACCCCAGUUUUACCAGCAAAGGCCCCCAGCAGAGGUAACCAAUCGGAGGAGAGCAGAAAAUCGCACAGUUGCGCUUCCAAACUAAUGUCCAAAUCAAAUUCCGGUUCCACAAAUGUCCGCACAGUAGAGCGUAAUAAAGCUAAUCGUGCACGAAGGCCUAUCCCUGAUGACAUAGACGAUCUUUUCACUCCUGAUCCCAUGACUUAUGUUGUCAGCCCCGCACGAAAGGCAGCAAAGCUCAAGAUAGAGGGGGAGGAAAUUAAAUCCCCAACCUUAGAGAAAUACUCCACUCCUGCACCUAGCAGCAGCACUCCAGUUAGUGGAUUGUGUAUUUCAAAAACUCCACAGUCCACACCAAAGGAAUCUCCAAAUGUAGCAGCUUCCUCAACACCUUACUCUCCAUCCCAUUUGCCUGCGCUGAAACCAGAGAAAUCCAAACUUUCUUCCAAGGAUAAGGCACUAAGAAACCAUCCUGUCACUUCUUCAGGCAAGCAGCUUAAAGAGGAGAGUGUGAGACCUGAGGAAAAUUGCAAGCAUCCCCUUUCCAGCAGCAGUCCCCCUUUGGAGGCUGUCCCUGCCAAGUCUGGACAAACCUCUUCAGUACAUGGUGCUCAUCAGAAUGAAGGGAGCAGGAAGGAUAUGAAUGAGGAGGAUCCUGUGGAUGUAGAGCUGGACCUGGGCCUAAGUAUUGCCUAUGAUGUCGACCUAACUCAGAGCUCUGAUAGCAGUGAGGAGGAGCAGCUGAUCUCCUUAAAAGAAAUGAUGGAGCGCGUCACCAAGCCCCCAGAUACACCGGAGAAGGAAGCCUUCCCAGAGCCAAGUACACCCGUACAACGCCGAUGUCAGAGCAAAGCUCAUCUGCCGCUCGCCACAAAGUCAAGUUUCUACAAGAACACUCUUGACCAGAUGCUGAAAGAGAUUAACAACAACAAAAAAGCAAAAGAGGUGGAGAGACAGCUUCUAACUACAUGUCAAGAAGACCUGUUGAAGAUAGCCGAAUAUGAGCAGGCAGAGGAGAACCGCGAAGAGGAAAUCUCAUCUGAGCAGCAAGAAUUCCUGCAGCGCUACUCCCUGAUGUCCAGUGCUAUCAGGGAAGUGCCUCCAGGAGAGGUGGUGUUCAACUUGGAAAGGUUUGGUCGGAUCUUUGACCAGGACACACUGCAGCUCAGGCAGUGUUUGGUCUCACCACAGUGGACAUCACAGAAAACCCUUCUUUGGUCAAGCCCUGCUCAGCUGAGACUGCAUUUAAAUAUUGGGUUAUUCCAGGAGGCGUACGACUGUAGUUCACCCUGUCCAGCUCAGGUUACUCGUUUCCUAUUCAAGAUGAUGUCAGUCCAUAGUGAGAGGAUGGUUUCAGAAAAGAUACUCCAAGCCCUGUGUGACAUUGCCUGUUCUGCUGCAUAUCAGAUAGUGAAAAAUGAAAGCCAGCAGUUUGAAGUAUGGGUGCCUAGUUUGGCUGAUGUGACGCUGGUAUUGCUGAACAUGGGUGUUGAGUUUGUUACGCUCUUCCCCUUUAAGAGCCUACAGCCGCCCUUCACCGAGGGAGAUCUGCUGGAGAGUGUAUAUGUUAAGGAGGAAGGUCAGUCCUCUAAAAAGGAGCAGCCUAUUUUUCCUGAACACAACUGCAGCAACAUCUUGAAGUACCUGUCCUACUGUAUGGGCCUGUGCCCUCGCGCAUACAGCGACAACGAGCUGCUGUUGCUGCUGAUUGUGGUGGGAAGGAUCAGCAUGGACGUAAAUCGUAUCCCCAUGUCCAGCAUAGAUGUGACAUGCCUUCAGCAUAAAAUGAUCAACAACAUCAGGGACUGGAGCACGAUGCUUCCCAGAAUUUGUCAAGCCCUCACCAAUCUGACAGACGAUCACCACAAUAUGUGCCUGGUAGUUCAACUCCUGCCUGACAGCACGCACGGAAAAGAGCUGCGUCGACAUCUCAGCUUGUCCAUGAUCUCUAAGUUGUUAAAUGGAAAUUGCACAUACAAACCCUCACAGGAUGAAUUCCAGCUUGCAGAUCUGAGACCGUACCUUCCCCGGAUGCAGCCCUCUGCUCUUUUCCGAGGCUUGCUUCAGAAAAAUAAGGACCAGGACAUGUCCACUCUUGAUCAACAGGCCUACUACCUGUGCUAUAGCCUUCUGACACUCACAAACGAAGCAUCCAAUUUCCAGCUUUUCCCAGCUCAUCAGAAGGAACAGCUCCUUUUUUUGUCAUCAGAGCUGGAAACUCAUGUGAAGUGUGACAUCAGAGAGAGUGAGAAAUGUCUUUACCGUAGUAAGGUAAAGGACCUGUUGGCCAGGAUGUACACCAAAUGGCAGAUGCUUCUUCAGAGGACCAGACCUCUCUAUGAUAAGCUGUAUGAUUAUUGGCAGCCUGUGGACACCUUUAAAAGCAACCGCGAUGAUGAAGAGAACCCUUUAACAGAUGAAGAAGAGGAGGAAACUACUUUAACUGAUGAGACAGAGGAUGAUGAUGGAAUGGUUGCUGAAGAUGAAGAGAGAGAAGAGGUCAUGGAAGUUAAUGAAAGGAUAGGAGGCACAGAGGGAGACGUGACCGAGAAUGACACAAGCAAAACAGAGGAAGCCGUGGAGCCGGUGACAGAAAACGACUCGAGUCCGGGGAUGCGUGAAAUGCUGCCUAAAGCAGUGGAUGAGCAAAUGGACACCAAUGAUACUGAGUGUACCAGUGUGGAGAAUGAAAAUGAUUCUGAGGGAAUGACAACACUGCUGGCAUCAGGAUACCCUGUGUCAUAGAGAUGUAUAUUUUCUCUGGACUUUUACUGCUAUUGCCUUAAUGCUAAGUUUAAUUUGCACUAUUUCACUUCCCUGGUUCAUACUUAGGUUUCAUCAUUUUCCACAGUCAAUAAAUUAUUUAAUAACUGUAAACAUGAACCAUACCAUUUUAAGCUACUUCUUUACAGUGGGCCGAAAAAAUUGCACAAAAUUCGUUCUGCAAAGUAAAUUUUUGUAUUUUUUUAAGAUAUGUGCCUCAGUGUAAAAAAGAAGUUUCCUUCCAUUUUUAUUUAAGCAGUUUGCCCUAAUGAGUGAGAUGUAAUUGCACUGUCCUGUCUUUGCAUUUUGUUCAUGUAAAUACUUUUCUAAUUUUGAAGAUUGUCAGGAAAAAAUUGAAUAAACUUUUUCGAGUC